This is a messenger RNA of Trichobilharzia regenti, 6706 nucleotides long. The record is from the annotation of a GenBank genome assembly. NCBI's taxonomy places the organism in Eukaryota, Metazoa, Platyhelminthes, Trematoda, Strigeidida, Schistosomatidae.
AAGCGCGCGAUUCUGAUCGGACGUUACAAUCUCUCCCCAUAACGUGGAUAUAUUUUUGUCGAUUUCUGGAAUAUUGUAGUGGAUAUUAUACCACUGCUCAACUAUAACUUAUAUUGGCUGCUACUCUAGCUUCCAAUUCUGCAGAUAUAUCACCGCCAGUUAUCAAGUUUGGAUCCACUCUUUCGCAGGGCUCAUCCUCCUUAUUGUAACUUUAGAACAACGUCACAGAAAAGAAAACUGUAGAGAAGUUCAUCAUUUUUUGGUUUACAUACCAGGAUCAAUUUACAGGAUAAUUGGUUUCUAUAUACUCUGUAUCUUACUUUUUAGUACUUUGUAAAUUUAUUGUUUAUUUAUAAGCAAUAAAAUUCCAUACGGUAUCCAUAGUAGUACUUAAUCUGUAUAUCCACUCGAUAUACUAUUUUUCCAUAUACCCGUUUUCGAUUUAGCUCGGCUUUAACUUUAAACCAUAUUGAUUAGUUUUCAGCAAUGGCACAACGUAAUAAACGAGUACUUUCCAUACGUAAGAAUAGUUUGGGUCACUCAGCUAAGAAGAUACGUACAUCACUGUGCGUUCCGCGUAGCCUCAACAAUGUCCCCGAAGUCAUUGUUCCCGACUUGUUGUCAGAGGUAUAUGCAACUGCUGAACAAAAUAAGUUGGACCUUAUAUCUCUAGGAAACUCUGUGAAGGAAUUAAAUGAGAAUAUAAACACCAUUAAGCCACUACUGCUUCUUUGUAACCCAACUCAUGAUGCUAAUCCGGAAAGUCUGCUGAAAUCUGAGCGUAUGUUAGACUUUAUAGCCAGUGAAGUUACUAAACGAAUCAUGUCCUCGUACAACGUUCUCGCUUACAAUCUGCCUGAUCGGACGCCUCUGGACAAAAUCAAAGUGACAUGUCUCCAAGCGUGUGGCAUGCCAUCAGCGAAUUGCCACCUAAUCAGACUCAGGAAAAAAUCAGGAAAGUAUACUUGCCCUGUGCUGUUUAAAUUCAGUAGUCCUAAUGAUGCUAGGAAAUUUCAGUCGUCAAAUAAGUUAAUUAGUUCAUCCACACCUUAUGGUAAUAUUAAACUUGCCCAUGACCUAACGCCAUGUCAAAGACGUAGCCGCGCAAGUGUACCAAGUGUCGCAAAAACUUACGUAACAGCAGAAUGUCCUAUAGAAGACUCUGUCGCCUUAAACUUGAGUAAACCUAAUGGUACAGACAUACAUGAAAUACUCUUAAAUAAUAAAAAUUUACCUAGUAAACUCAACGAUGAAGCAACUACGGUCAUAGACUUAGAUGCAUCUUCAGAGUUAUGCUCGCUAGCCACAUCACCAUCAGCCGCUAAUACCACUACCAACGUUAAGCAAAAGACUAAGCUCGAGCAUGUAGCAUUAAGCAUAUCCUCCCCGAGCAGCACUCAGAUUAGUGAGCAUACAAAACGAAGUAAAAUAACCCUGCCAUCCAGAAUACCUGUACUCAAACACAUCACUGAUAGGUUUCUCAGCAGCGAACCAGAUAACAUUAACUUAAGCGACCCCAAUCAUACCACUAAACCAGGGAAGCAGAAUAAGCCCUCAUACCGCCAUAAAUCUAACGUCAAUGAAAAGAGAGGUAACCCGCCGAUUCAUCCAACAUCAAACAAGUCUUCGUCCGAUAGACACAACAGACGCUAUAUGUCUGGGCACCCUAAAAAUAAGUCGAAGCCCGACGGGCAGGCAUACACCUACCCCGACACAACUUUCCAAUCUAUGGCUACUAUAGACAAAAGUUUGAUCCAGGGACCUCUACAACAAGGAACAAGUGCGCUAGGCAUGUUUCCUAAAGGUGGCCUUUUGACUCACCACAUCCCCGAAAACCAUCGCAUACAGACCACCCAAGACCGUCAAUGGACUAAUAUUUACGAAAAUAACUUAAACACACAAAAUAUUAGUCAUAACUGCGAUACACGUAACUCUACCCCAGCAUACUAUCCACAAGGAAUACCUACCUCCCCCCAUCCAAUCUAAAUUUUCUCAGCCAACACGAAAUUUCAGCCUCAAUAUUGACGCAAAUAGCACACAUACUGUCAAGCCACUUAUCACCGGAUGGGAGGGCGAUGCAUUGGAGGCACGGUAUUAUGAACACCUCACACCCGCCGGGGUAACAAACGAUGGCACAUCUCUCUGUGCUGAUACUGGUGUAGGGCACUUUUCCAGCACUGCUAGUAAGUGGCCACCAUCUGAGUUAGCACCCAUCAAACAAUCUGUUCUAGACGCCAUAAACCUUGGAGAGAAUAUUUUUAAAGAUAUAUGCGAUUUCACCGUCACCCCUAACUCUCUCUCAUUCUGUCUUAUCAAUGCUCGCUCCUUACUCAACAAAAUGUUCGACUUCACGACAUUAUCCCUAAUUUGCAAUCCGUCUCUCAUAAUGAUUACUGAGACAUGGUGCACUCCUCAGAUUUGCGAUAAAGAUAUUUCUAUUGAUAACUAUUAUGUAUUCAGAGGCGACAGAAACUAUGGUAGAGGAGGAGGAUGUGCUAUGUAUAUCAGGUCUGAUAUUAAGGCCACACAGUGCUUCUACCCAGAGCUCAUCACAGAUAACGAUUCAGUGUGGGCUAUUCUAAGACUGUCUCACUCCAGUUCCUAUCUUAUAGGUUGCAUCUAUCACCCCCCGUGCUCAACCGUUGAAGGUAAUAUGAAGCUUGCUAGCACGUUCGCUUACGCCACUUCACUACCUCACACGGCUAAAAUUAUAUGUGGGGACUUUAAUAUGCCCGAUGUAGUCUGGCAACCACUUUCCUCACCAAAACGGUACAAUGAAUUUAUCAACAUAAUAGAAACAAAAGAAUGGCAACAACACGUACAGUAUCCUACCAGGCUAUCUAAGAUUUUAGAUCUAGUUUUCACUAAUGGUAUCAUCCCCACUACCCUUCGAGUAGGUAAAGAGUUUCCUGGCAGCGACCACAGAGUAGUAUUCGGUACAUUUAAUAUUUGCACUAGCAUGAGUUCGACAAUAAACGCCAACAAAGUAUUACUCAGGGGUUACAGACAUGCUCAGUGGGAUGAACUGAAACCAUACAUACGCACCCUAGACUGGGAGCCAUACUUUACGUGCAGCUCGGCUAUAGAGACAAACAAAUUACUCUAUGAGAACCUAGGAUUUGCACAUGACUUCAUCGCUCCAGUAAGACUUGUGAAAACGAGGCCUAAACAGCCCGACUUCAUCCCCGUAAAGAUUCGAAACCGACUGCGUAAGCAUGCUAGGCAAUUCUACAGAUAUAAUGACUUUUCAUCACUCAUUACACUCAAGCAAACUUAUGAUUCAUACAAAUCUAAUCAGUUAUCUGAGUCCAUCAAACUAGAACGCAUCCUCCACUCACGACCUGAUAAUACAGAGGCAUUAGUUAAACUAAUUAAGUCACGAAUCAACAACAACAGAAUAAGUAUCCCUAACUUAUUACUAGAUGGAGAAAAACUACACGAAGACCCGCAGGAGAUAUGUGAGUUAUUCAGCUCCCACUUUUCUAGCUACUAUACUAUCGAAGAAACAGUAGAUAGUCUUGAAGUUCCGACAAUACCAAAUCACUUUUUGGGUAAUAUAACAUUCACCCAACAAAAGAUUUCCUCCGCUAUAGCAUCCCUCCGGACAUCAUAUAACGCUGGGCCCGAUGGAAUUCCAUCUAUCUUGUUGAAAAGAGGUGGUGAGGAUAUACCCAUUAUCCUACUAAAGUUUUUCAUUCUGUCCUUAAAUAAUGGCAGUUACCCAGAAUGCUGGAAACUGUCGUUUAUAACCCCUAGGCACAAACAAGGACCAACUUCUAACAUCGAAAACUACCGACCGAUUAAUAUCACGUCAGUAGUUUCCAGGGUUAUGGAAAAGGUUAUAGGGCAAGAUAUUGCUUUAUACCUCCACCUUCACAAAGUGUUUACUCCAGCACAACACGGCUUCUUGAAAAAUCGAUCAUGCUCCACCUGCCUACUUGACUACUUUGAUGAUGUUACCGCUAAGCGUGAUCAUGGUUUGUAUGUCACAACUCUCUUCUUUGACUUCAAAAAAGCCUUUGAUAAAGUCCCACACAAGAGACUAAUCCUUAAGCUAAAGUCGUACGGGUUCCAAGACCCCUUGUUAUCCUGGCUCAUUUCUUUCUUGGAAGAUCGUUCCCAAGUUGUGAAAUUUGCAAAUAAUUACUCGUCACCCAGACCUAUAAGAAGUGGAGUGAUUCAGGGUAGUGUACUAGGUCCACUGCUUUUCGUAAUCUACAUUAACGACAUCUGCAGCGUAAUCAAGCAUGGUACCCCAUACCUCUUUGCUGACGACUUAAAGAUUGUAUACAGCUUCCCCCAUUCUACACUAAACGAAGGAUUCACACAUAUUCAAGAUGAUCUGGAUAGGUUACAUAACUGGAGCAAUGACUGGCAACUGCCAUUCAAUUCUGAUAAAUGUGGUGUCCUAUAUUUCAAUAACUCCCAUCCGAAUUUCAGGUUACACCUAGGUAACUCUUUUCUCCAAACCCUCAGUUCCAUAAAAGACCUGGGAGUUACCUACUCACAAAACUUAACAUUCAGUCAGUACGCAAAAGCACUUGUUUCUAAAUGCCGAAGACUCACAGGCUUGUUACAUCGAAAAAUGUACACAAAUGAGGCUAAAGUCCUUUUAUACAAAGUCAUGGUUCGUCCAGUACUUGAAUACUGCACAAUUGUCUUCGGUUUCAUGCAUGGGUAUGACAGGGUUCGUAUUGAAAAUAUUCAGCGAAGUUUUACUCGACGCCUAUUAUACAAACAUGAAGGACUGACUUACGCUGAUAGGUGCAAAAUGUAUGGACUUCAGCCACUUUGGUUAAGGCGCCUGAAACUCAACCUUACAUUCCUCUUUCGCCUUUUACACGGCUACACCAAAAGCAGUAAUCCAAUAGCUUUCAAUAAUUUACCCAUAUAUACUCUUAGGAAUCAUGAAAAUACUCUAUCCAUAAGCCGGUUCCGGACAAAACUGCGAUCACGUUUCUUUAAAAUACAGUACAGUGCAUUAUGGAACGAACUUCCACUUACUGUACGUAGUUGCCGAUCUCCUACUGAAUUCCAGCGUCUACUUAACGAGUUCCUAUCAACAAAAGAGCUUCGGUCUACUUAUCCAUACUUUAUCCAUAUGGGCCGCUCAACUAGCUUUAGUACUACAGACCCCAGUGCAAUACCCCCAAUUUGAGGAAACUCAUUUGCCCCGGCAACCGUACCUCAUCUAUAACGUGAUAAAACCAACCUAAUCUCUCCCACAUGCCUUUACCUAAGGUCCGGUUAUUCAGCUUACUAGAGAUCCUAUCGAUAUUUCUUCAAUCGGGUUUAUAAACUCAUUAGACUCUCCUGGAUGUAUAAUCCCAAAUUAGUUGUGAUAGUUCUCCCAUAAUAUAAGCAAACUGGUACUUUGUAAUGUCUAAAGCAUGCCAUAUGAAAAGUGGCCAGGAAUACCUAGCAAUAACAAACUCAACCAACCAACCAUUUUCCCCAAGUUCAUUCAACCUACCCUUAUCCCUAAUCGUACCACUACUCACUACACUCUACUCAGUAGAAUAUGACUUAAUUUGCUCCGGUGCUCAAAACUCUUCUACCCUUUACUUUUUAAAAAAGACGUUUUAACUACUAACUGCACAGUAGCCAUUUAACUAACUCACUGGUUUCCUCUUCACUGUAAUCUUCAAUAAGUUCGUCAGUAUAAUUAUUUCCGAAAACCAUUACAUUAGCAACCAUAUCUUUUAAUAUUUUACGAAUAUACUUAUAUUAUUAGCAUAAUACACUGCACUAUUUUUGAGUUGAAUUGAUUAUCUUCAGUCAACAGUUACCCAUUCUCAUAUAAUUUUCUAAAAUUCAUAAUGUUAAAGCUAUGUAGUAUUUCUGUUAAUAUCUUUUAUAAUAUGUUUAGACACGUUACUUUGCAAUGUCAGAUGUCUACUAUAUACAAGACUGUCAUGAUAAUUUAGUACACUAAGUCCUGCCAACCGACCUUACCUUCAGUUCAUACUACCUACAUUGAUCCCUAACUAUAUUGUUCUGCUGAAUCUUGCUUCACUAUUCACAAAACCUAUUCUUUUUAUUCUUUAAGGUUUUAACUUCUUGUAAAGUAAUCUGUUCAUUAGGACGCAUGCAUACAUAUAUAAUGUUCAUAAAGAUGUAUGUGGAGACCUAUUGGAAGCACUCAUUAAGAAAGCUAGGGAGAUGGAAUAUGGGGUACGAACAUGUCUGGUACCAAGCAGUAUAUUUGCGGUAGCCAUAAUAAUCAUAUUCUCAGAGCUUAACAUCAAAAAAGGAGGGAGGGUGGCGUUAGCUGAUCAGUAGAUAUGGUGGGGGUCACUAAGGUGAAUCGCCCCAUUCUGCAGGAACAGCAAUAUACAAAUUAAAGGCUCGAGAUAUUUCUGAUUUUUAUGAGGGCUUAGAUCUUUAUCUUGAAAAAGAUAAUAAUGAACGCCUUGACAGAUCAUGCUUCUACCUUUAAAUAUAUACCAUUCGCUCAGCCUAUUGUUGAGAUGCGACCAUGUGGGAUCUGCACAGAUUUAUGGGGCAUCUUAUAAAUCAACUUGCUGUCCAUUGUCGGAUCUUUAAAUACCACUUCACAAUGUCUUAUCUCAUUCAUUUUCUAAUAACGUCUUUACUUAAUCCUCAUUGUAUCCCAUUAAACCUAACAUUUUAUAGCUCUUUAUGAAUUUGAUUCGACUUAUUCUAUUCCUAUUCUCUGUGAGGUACGGUUGUGCACCAAAUGCAC